GGCGUAAGGGCGUGCUCUUACGGCCGCACGUCACGUUACGUCACGGGCCUGAGUCAGCUGAGCCACCUGGGCUGGGAUCGGGCUGGUAUCUGGGGUCUGCUAGGCGAAUAGGGCUGAGAGGGCUUCCUCUUCGCAGGUGCCCCUUUCCUGGGGAGCGCAGUGGUCGGCCCCCCUGGGACCGGGCCAGGGAGGGUCGUCGCUUUAGUCUUGGGGCCACGGGCGGGAGGGGGAGGCCUAGAAACCGGGUGCCAUGGCGUCCAUCCUGGAUGAGUACGAAGACUCGCUUUCGCGCUCUGCCGUCCUGCAGCCGGGCUGCCCCAGCGUCGGCAUCCCUCACUCGGGGUUUGUAAAUGCCCCACUGGAGAAGGAGGCACCCAUCUUUACCAAGCAGCGAAUUGACUUCACUCCUUCUGAGCGUAUCACCAGCCUUGUAGUUUCUUGCAAUCAACUCUGCAUGAGCUUGGGCAAAGAUAUCCUACUCCGCAUUGAUCUGGGAAAGGCAAAUGAACCGAACCAGGUAGAGUUGGGCCGCAAAGAUGAAGCCAAAGUUCAUAAGAUGUUUCUGGAUCACACUGGCUCACACCUCUUGAUUGCCUUGAGCAGUACUGAAGUUCUCUACAUAAACCGAAAUGGACAGAAGGUUCGACCACUGGCACGGUGGAAGGGGCAGCUUGUGGAGAGUGUGGGCUGGAACAAAGCCCUGGGCACAGAGAGCAGCACUGGACCCAUCCUAGUAGGUACAGCCCAGGGCCAGAUCUUUGAGGCAGAACUAUCAGCCAGUGAGGGUGGCCUUUUUGGUCCUGCACCUGACCUCUACUUCCGCCCGCUGCAUGUACUGAUGGAGGAGGGAGGCCCAGCACCUGUGUGCUCCAUAGAAGCAGAACGUGGCCCUGAUGGACGUUUUUUUGUCAUUGCCACUACUCGCCAGCGCCUCUUCCAGUUCACGGGCCGGAUGGCUGAGGGGGCUGAGGUCCAGGGCUUUUCAGGGCUCUUUGCCACGUAUACUGAUCACCCACCACCUUUUCGAGAAUUCCCCAGCAGUCUGGGGUAUAGUGAGUUGGCUUUCUAUACCCCCAAGCUGCGCUCUGCCCCCCGUGCUUUUGCCUGGAUGAUGGGAGAUGGUGUACUGUAUGGAGCACUGGACUGUGGGCGUCCCGAUUCUUUACUGAGUGAAGAACGAGUGUGGGAUUAUCCUCCUGGUGUGGGUCCUGGUGCCAGCCCACCACUGGCUAUUGUUUUGACCCAGUUUCAUUUCUUGCUACUCCUAGCAGACCGAGUAGAAGCAGUGUGUACAUUAACAGGGCAGGUGGUGUUACGAGAUCACUUCCUAGAAAAAUUCGGGCCACUACGACAUAUGGUGAAAGACUCCUCCACAGGCCACCUGUGGGCUCAUACUGAGCGGGCUGUGUUCCGUUAUCACGUUCAGCGUGAGUCCCGGGAUGUUUGGCGCACCUAUCUGGAUAUGAACCGUUUUGACCUAGCCAAAGAAUAUUGCCGUGAGCGACCUGAUUGCCUAGACACAGUUCUGGCCCGUGAGGCUGACUUCUGCUUCCGACAGCGCCGCUACGUGGAAAGUGCUAGAUGCUAUGCCCUAACCCAAAGUUAUUUUGAAGAGAUUGCCCUUAAGUUCCUAGAAGUUCGACAGGAGGAGGCCUUGGCAGAAUUCUUGCAGAGGAAAUUGGCAGGGCUUAAGCCAACCGAGCGUACUCAGGCCACACUGCUCACUGCCUGGCUGACAGAACUCUACUUGAGUCGGCUAGGAGCACUACAAGGUGAUGUAGAUGCUUUGCCUCUUUAUCGUGAAACUAGAGAACAAUUCCGCAACUUUCUCAGUAGCCCACGCAACAAAGAAUGGCUCUUUGCCAGCCGAGCCUCAAUCCAUGAGUUGCUGGCCAGCCAUGGAGAUACAGAACACAUGGUGUUUUUUGCUGUGAUUAUGCAGGACUAUGAGCGGGUAGUAGCAUAUCACUGCCAGCAUGAAGCCUAUGAGGAGGCCUUGGCUGUGCUCUCUAAGCACCAUGAUCCCCAGCUCUUUUAUAAAUUUUCACCCAUUCUCAUCCGUCAUAUUCCUCGACAGCUAGUGGAUGCUUGGAUUGAUCUGGGCAGCCGGCUGGAUGCCCGGCAGCUCAUCCCAGCCCUGGUGAACUACAGCCAAGGUGGGGAAGCCCAGCAAGUGAGCCAUGCCAUCCGCUACAUGGAAUUCUGUGUGAAUGUGCUAGGAGAGACUGAGCAAGCCAUUCACAACUACCUGCUCUCAUUGUAUGCACGAGGUCAGGCUGCCUCAUUGCUGGCCUACUUGGAGCAAGCAGGGACCAGUCCUCACCGGGUACACUAUGACCUCAAAUAUGCCCUGAGACUGUGUGCAGAGCACGGCCAUAACCGGGCUUGUGUUCAUGUCUACAAAGUGUUGGAACUCUAUGAAGAGGCUGUCGACUUGGCUCUCCAGGUGGAUGUGGACCUGGCCAAACAGUGUGCAGACCUGCCAGAGGAGGAUGAGGAGCUGCGUAAGAAACUGUGGCUCAAAAUCGCUCGGCAUGUGGUACAAGAAGAAGAAGAUGUGAAGACCGCCAUGGCCUGUCUGGCUAGUUGUCCUCUCCUCAAAAUAGAGGAUGUGCUGCCCUUCUUUCCUGACUUUGUCACUAUUGACCACUUCAAGGAAGCCAUCUGCAGCUCUCUGCAAGCCUACAACCGGCACAUUGAUGAGCUUCAACGGGAGAUGGAGGAGGCUACAGCUAGUGCCCAGAGGAUUCGGCGAGAUCUGCAGGAGCUUCGUGGGCGCUAUGGCACUGUGGAGCCUCAAGACAAGUGCUCAGCCUGCGACUUUCCCCUGCUCAAUCGUCCUUUUUAUGUCUUUCUUUGCAGUCACAUGUUCCAUGCUGACUGCCUCCUGCAGGCUGUUAGGCCUGGGCUCCCUGCCUAUAAGCAGGCCCGCCUGGAGGAGCUACAGAGAAAAUUAGGGGCUACUCCACCUCCUGCCAAAGGCCCACCCCGCACAAAAGAUGGAGAAGGAGGGACUCCAGGGGCACCGAGCCGGGAACAGCUGAAAGCUGACCUGGAUGAGCUGGUGGCAGCUGAAUGUGUCUACUGUGGUGAGCUGAUGAUCCGUUCCAUUGAUCGGCCUUUCAUCGAUCCCCAACGGUAUGAAGAAGAACAUCAAAGCUGGCUUUAGGGUCACCACUGCUCACCACAAGAUGGGGAAAACACACCAUCUGCUAAGUCCCUGUCCUUGUUGUAGACAUCUAGUGAUUCUCAUUUCCACUGAGGUGAAGGACAGGCAGGAUUAUAAAUGCCCCUGUGGGGCCUCUCUCACCUCAGCCCUUUGAGCUGGAUCCGUCAGCUUUUCUGCUGUCUCUUUGAGAUGGUGCCAUGUUCUGCCCCCCCAAAUCUAACCAGUGCUUCUAGGCUCAGGAGCAUUUGUUCUUUAGAAAUGUUGCCUUCAUUGCACUCUACAAGCCUCUGUUUCUUUUCCCGGCAGGAGGCAAAUCCCAUUCACCUGCUGGACUCUUGUCCUCAUAUGUAGGUUUGUAGGUUCAUAUCUGAGGUUCCAGAAUAUACAACCGAGUCUGUAAAGAAAUCUGGUGAGGAGCAAAGAGUCUGAAUGCUUUCCUGGAUCCUCCUGGGACCUCUGACUUAGAGCAAAAGCCAACUGGGGAGGGGGUGGUAAUCGGGUGGUGGGCAUUUGUGCCCCUCUGCCUAGAAGGUUAUUGUAAGGGUCUCUUCCCUAUUUGGAAAGGGUCAUGAGGAUACUGCUCCUCAGGUUUACAAGAUAUUAAACCGUCUCCUGCUGG
Messenger RNA from Monodelphis domestica (gray short-tailed opossum), 3788 nucleotides. RefSeq names its product VPS18 core subunit of CORVET and HOPS complexes (gene VPS18). Gene Ontology annotation, biological process: lysosome organization; intracellular protein transport; endosome organization. Lineage: Eukaryota; Metazoa; Chordata; Mammalia; Didelphimorphia; Didelphidae. The record is from RefSeq and is a predicted model, not a curated record. Gene Ontology annotation, cellular component: HOPS complex; endosome. Gene Ontology annotation, molecular function: protein-macromolecule adaptor activity.